Aspergillus alliaceus is the source of this 425-nucleotide messenger RNA. RefSeq lists its product as uncharacterized. The transcript has 3 exons. Bases 97 to 309 code for a protein of 70 amino acids. NCBI's taxonomy places the organism in Eukaryota, Fungi, Ascomycota, Eurotiomycetes, Eurotiales, Aspergillaceae. The record is from RefSeq and is a predicted model, not a curated record.
UUUCAGCCAGUUACAACCCGAAGCUCACAGGGGCCUGAAGGGCGAAGUUGCCAUAGGUAUUAGCACACCUCAAGGUUAAUCAGAAACGGACCUAAAAUGGAAUCGGUAAUCAUUGUUGCUACAUCCUUCGUCAUAGUCUCAACUUCCCGCGGUCUUAACUUCGCCUGGGGAGUCUAUCAGGCUCUAUAUAAUUGUCUCGUUCGCGAACCCGGAACGGCAUUCACCGGUGCUGCCCCUGCAGAAAUGGAUCUCAACGGCGCAAUCCCAGUAUCUCUAAUGGCGAUAGGAGCCCCCUUUGUUGUCGCUUAGGCUAAGCGUUUCACACCGCGCACAGUCACAUUCGUGGGUGGCGUUGCAUUUGGGCUCUCACUAGACUUAGCUAGCUCUGGGACAGCAUUGUGGGUACAUCUACUAGAUACUCCGCU